This is a messenger RNA of Musca vetustissima, 1739 nucleotides long. RefSeq names its product oxysterol-binding protein 1-like. The record is from RefSeq and is a predicted model, not a curated record. NCBI's taxonomy places the organism in Eukaryota, Metazoa, Arthropoda, Insecta, Diptera, Muscidae. Gene Ontology annotation, molecular function: sterol binding. Gene Ontology annotation, cellular component: membrane; intracellular membrane-bounded organelle; cytosol. Bases 48 to 1739 code for a protein of 563 amino acids. The transcript has 2 exons.
CGGACGAGUGUAAAGAAAAACAGAACUGAGGCGCUGGUGGUGUGAUAAUGACAGAUGUUUCCGUAGUUUCUAAAGUACCCGGCAACGACAAUGAAAAUGACAAUGACCCGGAGAUGAAAGGUUGGCUUCUCAAGUGGACAAAUUACUUGAAAGGUUACCAAAAACGCUGGUUCGUAUUAUCAAAGGGUGUUCUAAGUUAUUAUCGUAAUCAAGGCGAGAUGACUCACACAUGUCGUGGAACCAUUUCGCUGCACGGUGCUCUCAUUCACACCGUCGAUUCGUGCACAUUUGUCGUCUCCAACGGUGGAACACAAACAUUUCACAUCAAAACUGCCAAUGAGGUGGAACGCCAAUCGUGGGUCACCGCUUUGGAGCUGGCCAAGGUAAAGGCCAUUCGGGCCAUGGAAAGCGAGGAGGAGGAAGAGGAGAAAACCUUCCAAGUGGUGCCGAGCCAAGAAAUAACGACGGUGGUACGCGAUCUAACCGACCGUCUGGAGAGUCUACGCACCUGUUACGAUUUGAUAAACAAACACGGUGUGGCUCUGCAAGGGGCUCUCAACGAAUUGCGACUUGCGGCAAGCGACGAAGAAACAGUUGCCAGUCGUAUCAAAAUCGUGAAUGAACGCGCUACACUCUUUCGCAUAACGUCCAAAGCAAUGAUAAACGCAUGCAAUGAUUAUUUACGCUCAGCAGAGUCGCAGGGCCACAAGUGGUCGAAAGCUCUGCAGCACGAACGAGAGAGUCGCCAGCGCCUGGAAGAAAUGGUCGAACAAUUGGCAAAACAACAUACUCAACUGGAACAGGCCGCCCACUUGGUGCAGAACAAUAAAGUUGUACCGAACCCACCCCUGGCUGCUCCCCAAAUUAUGGACUCUUCCAUGUCACAAUCGAAUUUUGUCUCGGACGACGAGACAGAGUUCUUCGAUGCCGAGGGUUCGAGCACUCUGACACAAAACGAAUCCAACGAAGACAGUCCCCAGAAUGGCUCGGAUGGGGGAGCAUUCAUAAUGCAAAUGCCUCAUAGUAAUAAACAAAUGCAGGCUGAACAGUUCAGCUGCAGCAGCAGUUCAUCGGAAGCUGACCUUUCAUCUAUUCGGAAAUUUCCGCAGCAGGUCUGCGUCAAUCCAAACAAUCCAGCGAACUCUGGCGGUAGUGGUGGUUCGGGAGGAAGUGCGGGAUCCGGUGGCGAUGAUGAUCCCAACAAACCGGGCGGAAAGUCGUCAAAUGUCCCCGAAGAUGGACAAGUGUGCAAAAAGGUAGUUCGUCAAAGACGUACACGUGUUCCUGACAAACCCCACUAUCCACUCAAUUUGUGGUCCAUCAUGAAGAACUGUAUUGGCAAGGAAUUGUCCAAAAUACCCAUGCCUGUGAAUUUCAACGAACCACUGUCCAUGUUGCAGCGUCUUACCGAGGACUAUGAAUAUGCCAGCAUAUUGGAUUUGGCUGCUCGCUGUACAGAUGAAUGUGAACAAUUGGCCUAUUUGGCAGCGUUUACGGUCUCAGCCUAUGCUACGACGGCCAAUCGUACAGGGAAGCCGUUCAAUCCACUACUAGGCGAAACCUAUGAAUGUGACCGUACCGAUGAUUUAGGUUGGCGUUGCAUUGCCGAACAAGUGUCACAUCAUCCGCCAAUGGCUGCUCUACACUGUGAGGGUCGUGAUUGGACAUGUUGGCAGGAGUUUACAAUGACGAGUAAAUUUCGUGGAAAAUAUUUACAGGUAAGAAGAGAUGCCAUUUAA